This is a messenger RNA of Morchella sextelata, 498 nucleotides long. RefSeq lists its product as uncharacterized. Bases 1 to 498 code for a protein of 165 amino acids. The transcript has a single exon. The record is from RefSeq and is a predicted model, not a curated record. NCBI's taxonomy places the organism in Eukaryota, Fungi, Ascomycota, Pezizomycetes, Pezizales, Morchellaceae.
AUGGGUGACGAAGAAGGUGACGGAGGAAAAGAAGUCAGCAGGAUUGGCAUUAACAAGUUGUAUGACCUGAUCAAGGGCCCCUCCCUCCAAACAGCUGACCGCAUGGAUAACCUCCGCUGCCCCAUUGCGGGACCGAUUAUGGUUCACUUCGAGCUUCAUUCAGAGUUGGGUAACGAAUCCGAGGAUUUUGGUCCGGAUGCCAUCGAACUUUUCAGGGAACGUUUCAGACCCAAUCAUGGAGACAGUGGUUGGUGCAGUAGCAGCGAAAAUGGGGAUAGGAACAUUGGGGGUGGGGACGGUGUGGUCAAUAUUGAGGUCAAGGUCGACCUGUAUUACUUACUCUUCCAGGUAGUCAAUGGUUUUGUGGGCGGCGGAGAGCAGUGUACGAGCACUAUCCCUCUCGUGUCGGAUGCUUCAAAAAAUAGUAGGGAGGUGGUCAAACAGCGCAGCAGUAUUCUAUUCGUACUGAUGGUUAAACUGCUCGAUUUGGUUAGAUGA